Molecule: messenger RNA, 1634 nt
Organism: Mesoplodon densirostris (Blainville's beaked whale)
Lineage: Eukaryota; Metazoa; Chordata; Mammalia; Artiodactyla; Ziphiidae
Gene: WIPF2
Product: WAS/WASL interacting protein family member 2
Exons: 8
Coding region: 215-1537 (440 amino acids)
Molecular function (GO): actin binding
Source: RefSeq, a predicted model, not a curated record
CUGGGGACAGUGGGUGCAGAUCUAUUUCCGGGUUGGCAAAAGGGGCGGCGGCGGCGAGAAAGGGAGCUUGCCGGGGGGCGAGCAGGACGGGACGGAGCCGGAGCGGAGGUGGCGGAGGAUUCGCUCCCGGAGCCGCUGUGCCCAGGUAUAUGAGUGACCUAAAGCUGCAGAUUAAAAAGGAAAGAGAGCAGUGCCAACUGCAAACAGGGCAAGGAUGCCAAUUCCUCCUCCCCCUCCACCACCCCCCGGUCCUCCUCCACCUCCCACUUCUAAUCAGGCCAACACUGAGCUGCCCAAGCUGAGUAGAGAUGAGCAGCGGGGUCGAGGUGCUCUCUUACAGGACAUCUGCAAAGGGACCAAGCUGAAGAAGGUGACCAACAUUAAUGAUCGGAGUGCUCCCAUCCUCGAGAAACCCAAAGGAAGCAGUGGUGGUUUUGGCUCUGGAGCAGCUGCCCUGCAGCCCAAGGGAGGUCUCUUCCAAGGAGGAGUGCCAAAGCUCCGCCCUGUGGGAGCCAAGGACGGCUCAGAGAACCUAGCCGGCAAGCCAGCCCUACAAGUCCCCAGUUCUCGAGCUGUUGCCCCAAGGCCUCCGGGGUCUACAGCCAGCGGGCGCCCUCAGGAUGAUACAGACAGCAACCGAGCCUCACUCCCAGAACUGCCCCGGACGCAGAGACCCUCGUUACCGGACCUCUCUCGGCCUAACACCACCAGCAGUUCGGGCAUGAAGCACAGCUCCUCCGCCCCUCCUCCGCCUCCCCCGGGGCGGCGUGCCAACGCCCCCCCUACGCCUCUGCCUGUGCACAGCAGCAAAGCCGCAGCCUACAACAGAGAGAAGCCCCUGCCACCCACACCUGGACAGAGGCUUCACCUCGGUCGAGAGGGACCUCCCGCUCCACCCCCAGUCAAGCCGCCUCCUUCCCCUGUGAAUGUCAGAACGGGACCAGGCGGCCAGUCUCCAGCUCCUCCGCCGCCGCCGUACCGCCAGCCUCCCGGGGUCCCCAAUGGACCCUCCAGUCCCACUAACGAGUCAGCCCCUGAGCUGCCACAGAGACACAAUUCUUUGCAUAGGAAGACGCCAGGGCCUGUCAGAGGCCUAGCGCCUCCUCCACCCACCUCAGCCUCCCCUUCUUUGCAGAGUAAUAGGCCACCUCCCCCAGCCCGAGACCCUCCCAGUCGGGGAGCAGCUCCUCCACCCCCGCCACCCAUGAUCCGAAAUGGUGCCAGGGAUGCCCCCCCUCCCCCACCACCGUACCGAAUGCAUGGGUCAGAACCCCUGAGCCGAGGAAGGCCCCCACCUCCGCCCUCAAGGACGCCAGCUGGGCCCCCCCCGCCGCCUCCACCACCCCUGAGGAAUGGCCACAGAGAUUCUAUUACCACUGUCCGAUCUUUCUUGGAUGAUUUUGAGUCCAAGUAUUCUUUCCAUCCAGUAGAAGACUUUCCUGCUCCAGAAGAAUAUAAACACUUUCAGAGAAUAUAUCCCAGCAAAACAAACCGAGCUGCCCGUGGAGCCCCACCUCUGCCACCCAUUCUCAGGUGAAGCCUCGCUUGGUCCUGUUCCUCAGGAAAAGGAUGGACCCUCUCCUCUUCUCAGAUGGUCCCUUCCAUUCUCCCUGAAACCUGCAUGACAGCUCCUA